AUGGAUGACCGGCAAGCCACCAACAAUGAACCCUCGGCGGAGCACGCUCCAUGCGUGCCCAAGGAGAAGGAAACAAUGCCCUCGAAUACCGUCGUCCUCGUCGACUCUGGCACGGACUGUAUGGAGAGCGCCACAUCAGCCGAAGGACUCCAUCGCGACAUGUCCAUCGCCACCAUGUUCCUCCUGGGCCUCAGUGGCGGGAUCGGAACCGCGCUUUUCGUCAGCAUCGGCGGUCCUCUCAACUCGGCCGGCCCAGGCGGCCUGCUCCUCGCGUUUCUCAUUUACGGCAUCAAUCUCGCCCUGAUUAACAGCGCCAUGGCGGAAAUGUCCACGUAUAUGCCCGUCAGCGGCGGCUUCAUCCGGCUGGCGGGAUACUGGGUGGACGACGCCCUUGGGUUCGCCGCCGGAUGGAACUUCUACAUCUACCUCGGCCUGAUUGUCCCGUUUGAGAUUACAGCUUUGAGCCAGGUCGUGUCCUUUUGGAGCCCCGACAUUCCCGCCGCCGCCAUCUGCGCUACUUGCAUCAUCCUGUACAUUGCGAUUAACGUCUUUGCCGUUCGAGUCUAUAGCGCCAGCGAAUUCUGGCUCUGCAGCGGCAAGACUCUGCUCCUCAUGAUGCUCAUGGUCUUCACUGUCGUUGUCAUGUGUGGCGGCAACCCCGACCGCGACGCAUUCGGAUUUCGAAACUGGCACAGCCCGGAGCCGUUCUUGGAGUAUAUGAGCACCGGAUCGAUUGGAAGAUUCGAAGGGGUUCUCACCGCGCUCUCGUUUGCAUCAUUCACCUGCGUGGGGCCGGAAUUCGUCAGCGUCGCCGCCGGCGAGGUCAAGCACCCGCGCACCUACGUCAAGACGGCCUGCAAGGUGUUAUUUGCGCGCAUCAUUCUGUUUUACAUUGGAGGCUGUCUGGUUGUUACCAUCGUCGUAUCGCCCAAGGACAAGGUCUUAGAGGCGAUUUACCAGGCUGGGACUGGGCAGGCGGGAGGCGCGGCCGCGUCGCCUUUCAUCAUCGCCAUGCAGAAUCUCAACAUCAGAGGGCUUCCUCACAUCAUUACAGCCUUGUUUCUCGUCACCAUUUUUGCCGCGGGCAAUACCGCGCUCUACAGCGCGACUCGUUGCCUGUAUGGGCUCUCUUUAGAAGGUCGGGCUCCCAAGUUCCUAAGCAAGGUGAAUAAAUCGGGGGUACCGAUCUAUUGCUUCCUUGUGACUAUUGCUUUUCCGUUCCUCUCUUUUCUUCAGCUGAGCAACGGAACUGCUACUGUCCUGACGUGGCUUAUUAACCUCGCCACGAGUGCCACGCUCAUCUAUUACAUCACUGGCCUCAUCGCAUCGAUCUGCUUCAACCGCGCUUGUCAGGCUCAAAACUUUGAUCGAAACAAGCUACCAUAUCGAUGCUGGCUUCAGCCGUAUGGCGCGUGGGUUGCACUGGCCCUCGAGAUUUCCAUCCUUCUAUUCAGUGGCUACCGGACCCUGUCUCCCUUCCGCGUGGCGGGCUUUGCUACGGCCUAUGGUAUGCCUAUUGUUUUUCUUGUCUUGUUCAUUGGUUGGAAGGUUGCCAAGAAGACGGCAUUUGUCAGGGCGAAAGACGUGGACCUUAUCUGGGAGGCUCCUCUCGUUGAUGCAUACGAAGCGUCAUCGGUCGAUGCACCGGUAGGUUUUUGUAGAGAUGUCUGGACAACGUUGAGAGGUUUUGUGUUGCGGAGAAGCAAGAAUACUGCGGAGGUUUAG
Cordyceps militaris CM01 is the source of this 1725-nucleotide messenger RNA. Its product is annotated as arginine permease, putative. The transcript is spliced from 2 exons. Gene Ontology annotation, molecular function: amino acid transmembrane transporter activity. Bases 1 to 1725 code for a protein of 574 amino acids. The record is from RefSeq and is a predicted model, not a curated record. Gene Ontology annotation, cellular component: membrane. Gene Ontology annotation, biological process: amino acid transmembrane transport. Lineage: Eukaryota; Fungi; Ascomycota; Sordariomycetes; Hypocreales; Cordycipitaceae.